Paramecium tetraurelia is the source of this 1830-nucleotide messenger RNA. RefSeq lists its product as uncharacterized. The transcript is spliced from 6 exons. NCBI's taxonomy places the organism in Eukaryota, Ciliophora, Oligohymenophorea, Peniculida, Parameciidae. The record is from RefSeq and is a predicted model, not a curated record.
AUGUCAUCUCGUAAUAAUUCUUGCGAUACUGCAGUUGGAUUAUAAUCAAAACUUAUUGCAUUGAAAGCAGAAUUGAAAAAGGCCUAAAGUGUAAUCGUCUAAUAGUAACAUAUGUUACAAGUCUAAAAAUAAUUGAUGGAUCGAAAACAAUCUAUAGACAAAGUCAAACAGAAACUGAUGAAUAAUUUAAAUCUUGAGAACCAAUCCUUACGAAAUCAAGUGAGCAAAUUCGAAAAAUUAUUUCAAGAUAAGAACUAAGAACUUGAAAAACUAACUUUAAUUAAUAAAAAUUUGACAGCAGCCAAUAAUUAACUUCUAGCUGAAAUGGCCAAACAAUUAAGUGGACCAACUUCAGAAGAAAAAGAAAUCAGAAUUUAAUAAAUCAAAAGAUUAUCUAUCAUUGAUACUAAACCUCCUCCUCCUCCCCCUUUACCAUUGCCACAAAAACAAGGUAAUCUAAAAUAAGAAUAGUAACGUAAAAAACCAAAAAGAUAAUUGAAAUAAUUACAUUGGGAAGCUGUUUUAAUGCAAAAAAUAGAGUAGAGUUUUUGGAAUGAUGCUGAUGAUUUAACUAUUAAAGUAGAUUUUGAAUAGUUAGAAGAAUUGUUUUAUCAACAAGUUAAUGCUCCAUAACAAUAAUAAAUCCCAGCAUAGGUAUCAAUACCAACCUUAAAUUAACACAUUCAAAUUUUGAAUCAAGAAAGAUCGAGAAGUGUCGAAUUGGUAAUAGCAAAAUACAGACUUACUAGUCAAUUAGUAAUAUAAGCUGUAAGCAAUAUAGAUCUUAAGUUUUUGGAUGGAGAGAAGAUUGAGGCUUUGAUGAAGUGUUUGCCGCAAGGAAAAGAAAUAGAAUAAUUGGAAAAAGUGAAAUCUUUGAGAGAUAGUCAACAAAUAAAGCUGAACAUUCCUGAGAAAUUCUUAGUUGAAUUAUACGAUAUGCCAUUUUUUGAAGAAAGACUAUGUUCCAUUAAUUUCAAAAUGGGUUUCAUAGAAAUUAAGAAAUCAAUUGAUAGUAAAAUGUAAUUGGUUAAGAAUACAUGUUAAUAAUUAUUAUAAUGUAAAUAUUUGGAGAAGUUCCUAUUAUGUUGUUUAGCAGUUGGAAACUAUUUAAAUAUUAACACUCCAAAAGGAAUAAUAAAAGGAUUUAAAUUAGAAUCAAUUGAAAAAUUCAAUUUGAUAAAAGGAAACGACAGAGAAACAUCUUUGAUAAUUUAUACCAUUACAGUAGCUGAAUAGGAAAAUAUUCCAGUUUUUAAGUUUGAAGAAAAUGAAGAUUAAUUGUUGAAUACUUAAUUGAUGAAUUUGAUUGGAGAAACAUCUAAAUUCUCACUAAUUUAAAUAUUCAAUAAUGAAAUCAAUCAGAUUAAAAUUGGUCUGAAGCAUUUAGAGAAGAUGCUCACCAUUAAUGACUAGAAUAUCAAUGAGGCCUACCAAACAUUUUAGCAGGAAGUAUUGGAUUAUUACAAAGUGAUUGAAAAUGAAUAUUUGGAUUUAUAAAAGUCAUAUGAAAAGUUAUGUGAUCACUAUGGAGAGAACUAUUAAAACUAUGAAUCUGAGAAAGUGUUCUAAAAGUUCAAUCAACUGUUUAUCCUAGUAAAAAAGGCAAAAAUGCAAUCAAUCUAGAUGAAAUUAUCUCAAGUGAAUGAAGGUAGAAUUAAGGAAACCUAAACUCAAUUAACUAGAGUCAGAUAAAGCAUUAUGAUCGAAGAGUAAGAGCAAACCAAUUCGGUUAAGAAACAAAUUGAAUAAGCCAGAAAAUUGCCAUUGCAUGAAUUGUUGAAAUUGAAGAGUAAGUUCAAAGCCAAAACGAAUGGGAAAAAAUAGGAAUGA